Melozone crissalis (California towhee) is the source of this 1647-nucleotide messenger RNA. Its product is annotated as solute carrier family 22 member 13-like. The coding region runs from base 1 to 1647 and encodes 548 amino acids. The record is from RefSeq and is a predicted model, not a curated record. Gene Ontology annotation, cellular component: membrane. Gene Ontology annotation, molecular function: transmembrane transporter activity. Gene Ontology annotation, biological process: transmembrane transport. Lineage: Eukaryota; Metazoa; Chordata; Aves; Passeriformes; Passerellidae. The transcript has 10 exons.
AUGUCAGGUGUCGGGGAAAUUUUGAAAGCAGUUGGUGAUUUUGGGCGAUUCCAGAAAUGCCUGGUGCUGCUGUCCGUGAUCCCUUGCCUCAGUGUGGCUUUCCACCAGUUUUGCCAGCUUUUCAUGGUGGUGGAAGUGCCUCACCACUGUGACACCAGCUGGAUCCUUGCCGUGGGCCCCAACCUGACAGAGGAAGAGCAGCUGAACCUCACCCUGCCCCGGGGCCCCGACGGGCACUUUGAGCAGUGCUCCAUGUUCUCCCCGGUGGACUGGGACCUGGAUUCCAUCCUGGCCUAUGGGCUGAACCACACUGAGAAGUGCAGCAGUGGCUGGGUGUACCCCUCCGAGCAGCCACCGUCCCUGCUGACCGAGUUUGACCUGGUGUGUGACAGGAAGGACCUCAAUGACAUUGCCCAGGCCAUCUACAUGGCAGGGCUGCUCCUGGGAUCCAUGAUCUUUGGGCCUCUGAGUGACAGGAUCGGCCGCCGCCCGGUCGUUCUGAUCUCCGUCUUCCUGCAGGGCUUGUUUGGCCUGGGAAUUGCCUUUGUGCCCCAUUUCUAUGUGUACAUGGCCUUCAGGUGUGUGGUGGGGGCCUCCGUGUCAGGGAUCACCAUGACAUUACUGGCCUUAGCUACAGAAUGGAUUGGUGUCUCCUCCCGGCCAAAUGCAGUGCUCACCUCUCACUGCUGCUUUGCCAUCGGGCAGAUGAUUUUGGCUGGUUUGAGUUACGGGAUUCGCAACUGGAGGCUGCUGGAGAUUGCAGGAUCUGCUCUUAUAUUUGCUUUUUUCUUCUGCAUGGGGGUGCUCCCAGAGUCAGCUCGCUGGCUGGUGACCAAGGGCAGAAUCGAGGAAGCCAAGAAGGUGCUGCAGAAGGCGGCGGCCACCAACAAGCGCAGCCUCCCACCAGAGCUCCUGGAGCAGCUGAAGCCUGAGAAAGAGGUCAAGUCUGGAAGUUUCCUGGAUCUCUUUCGGAAGAAGCACCUGCUGAAGGUGACUUUAAUCAUGUCAUGUGCCUGGUUUGUGAACAGCUUUGUCUACUACGGGCUGAGUCUGAACGUGACAAAUUUUGGCCUGGACAUCUACCUGACUCAGCUGGCCUUUGGAGCAGUGGAAAUCCCAGCCCGUUUUGCUUGUAUCUUCACCCUGCAGAGGUUCGGGAGGAGGAAGACGCAGGCUGUUCUCCUGGUGCUGAGUGGCCUGGUGUGUCUGAUCAUCACUGGCAUCCCUGAAGACCAGCCCGUGGCAACCACCGUCCUGGCCACCAUUGGCAAGUUUGCUGCCUCAGCCUCCUUCUCCACCUCCUACGUCUACGCUGCCGAGCUCUUCCCCACGGUCGUCAGGCAGACGGGCGUGGGGCUGUGCUCCGUGUCAGCGCGGGUGGCCGGGAUCCUGGCCCCGCUGGUCCGGCUGCUGGGCCAGCACCACCGUGCCAUCCCCAUGGCCAUCUUUGGCAGUGCCCCCGUGCUGGGGGGGCUGCUCUGCAUCCUGCUGCCCGAGACCUGUGGCACAGACCUGGCAGAUGACACAGGGGACGGCCACCCUCCAGCGCAGGUCUGCGAAAAUGCCACCAGCAGCUCUCAGAAUGGGCAGGUGAAAGGAAAAGUUGCUGACCAGGACAAUGAGAGCACGAAGACCACCUACUUCUAG